CGGCUGAGCCUCCGGGUGUGCCUCUCCCCCUGCAGACAGAGCGAGCCUACCAGAAGCAGCCGACCAUCUUCCAGAACAAGAAGCGGGUGCUGCUCGGGGACACGGCCAAGGAGAAGCUGCCCAGAUAUUACAAGAACAUCGGGCUGGGCUUCAAGACCCCCAAGGAGGCCAUCGAGGGCACCUACAUUGACAAGAAGUGUCCCUUCACUGGCAAUGUCUCCAUCAGAGGCAGGAUCUUAUCUGGUGUGGUGACCAAGAUGAAGAUGCAGAGGACCAUCGUCAUCCGCCGGGACUACCUGCAUUACAUCCGCAAAUACAACCGGUUCGAGAAACGCCACAAGAACAUGUCUGUGCACCUGUCACCCUGCUUCCGGUGAGGCCUGGGGGCUCCGACAGUGGCAGCUGGG
This is a messenger RNA of Vombatus ursinus (common wombat), 407 nucleotides long. Its product is annotated as 40S ribosomal protein S11. Lineage: Eukaryota; Metazoa; Chordata; Mammalia; Diprotodontia; Vombatidae. Gene Ontology annotation, cellular component: cytosolic small ribosomal subunit; ribosome. The record is from RefSeq and is a predicted model, not a curated record. Gene Ontology annotation, molecular function: structural constituent of ribosome. The annotation marks the transcript as partial. The transcript has 3 exons. Gene Ontology annotation, biological process: translation.